CCAAUAAACCAGAGAAGAAGAAGGGUAGGGCUAAGCGCGCAGUUCGUGUAUUUUGUCCAAGUAGCGACCCGUAGGAUCAGGAAGUCGGGAGGUGAACACCUGACUGGACACGCUCCCGUCCACUUAUUGACAAGAAGGAAAGUGGUCUUUGCCAUCAAUAUAGACACUUUGAUCCAUCAGAUCAAGAUGAGUGCUAUGCGAACUGUCCUGUUUUCUACCGGCUUGGUGGCGGUGUUAGGACUCGGCUAUGGAAUGUGGUCCAUUAUUACUCCAGGCGAGGAGAGGCGGAGAGAACUCAUCAAGAACCUGCCGGAAUCGAACCCGGGGAGGAUGGAUGAGAUGAGGAAGCGCAACGUUCUGCUGAUGCAGAAGCUGAAGGAGGCCGCAGAAACCGACGACAACAUCGCCAGAGGACUGGGAAGAUCCAGAUGACUUGUUGGAACGCUGCCGACGUCCCACUUUGGCCCGCUUGUGUCGACAACACCAAUGUGUCGUCUUAUUAUUAUUUCUGUAUGCUGUCAAUGACUGUACAUGGAUUAUAUCACUUUUCAUAUUGACAUGGUUUAAGACACUAUUUGAAGUGGUUUGUUGCCAAGUUACACAAUACUUUCCUCAUGUCACUUAAACAAGUAUAUUUUAUAUCAUUUACAUAUCUGAAAUAAUUAACAUACUGAACAUUUUUAGCAAUUUAAUCAAGAAAAUCUCAUCACAAAAUAUUUAUAAUAAACCCUUUUUAAUAGUGGUUUAUUCCAUGACCAAUAUAUUUAUUUUCUUGCCAGAUUACAAAAAAAAAAGAAUUAAAAAUGUGCAAUUAAAAUAAUGACAAUGAUCAUCAAAUCAAAAAUAAUAAUCAUUUAAAAAAUGGUUAUCAUAUGGCUCGAUUAUUGUUAUUUCAAACUAUAUUCUCUACUUAGGCUGCUGCCCCCGCACCGAUAGAUGGACGAUUUGAGGAGUAUUUUUUUAUUUUAUUGUUUAAAUUCUAUAUUUAAAAUGAUCCAGUAAUUUAAUUUCAGUUAAAAUCUGUAUUUAAAGCAAGCACUUUAAUAAAUAAAUGUUUAUUCAUGUUG
This is a messenger RNA of Nerophis lumbriciformis (worm pipefish), 1067 nucleotides long. RefSeq names its product ubiquinol-cytochrome c reductase complex assembly factor 3 (gene uqcc3). Gene Ontology annotation, biological process: mitochondrial respiratory chain complex III assembly. NCBI's taxonomy places the organism in Eukaryota, Metazoa, Chordata, Actinopteri, Syngnathiformes, Syngnathidae. The record is from RefSeq and is a predicted model, not a curated record.